CCGAGUGCACUAUUGGGGUCACUAAACCAGUGUAUUUCGUUGCAUAAUGUAGGUGACCGACUGCACUCAAAGUCAGGGUAAACUGCUCAGUGCGGACUUGGUAUAAAAGCAAGCAGAGGAUGGAUAUGCAGUCAAAAUGCCUCGGUUUGUGGUGUUGUUCAAGUGUGAUAACGAGUCUGACGCGAAUGCAGCGCUGAAGGCCCUACAAUCCCGGUACGAGGUACGGCCAUCGAGUUCAUAUGAUAUCACUGAGGUGGGGACCAAUUACACUCCAGAUGGAUUGAUGGCAUCGGCGAUGCGCUGCAAUACGACCCGGCACCGGCGGUUCGAGGUGUUGAGCAGAAAGAGAAAGCCGACUGCAAUUGUUAGCGGCACACCAACAACACGGUCAAGAAGUACUUCACCGCCGCCGCCGCUGCCAAUGCCGCCGCAGGCCAACGUCACCUACAAUGUCCACGACGCCGCAGCCCAUGACGUCAAGCACAGAUAAGGGAACCGUCAAGGCAGCCCACACAGGUUCGAUUUCAAAGAGGUUCUGCCCCGGACUACUUUCCCAAGUGGACCUCCAAUGCCUUCUAGAACCCGUCCACAAGAUCUGUUCGUCAGGCGGCACUUCAGGUGGCCCCGAUACGAUUACCGGUCAUGAGCCUCUUGCAACAUUCCCCCACCUUGGAGGUACACUGUGGGCCAGUAUCGAUAUGUACGACGAUACCACAGAGUCUUUCCAGAGGAAGGCUACGGCCCGUCUGAGUUCCUUACAUCAACCACA
This is a messenger RNA of Macrosteles quadrilineatus (aster leafhopper), 769 nucleotides long. RefSeq lists its product as uncharacterized. Lineage: Eukaryota; Metazoa; Arthropoda; Insecta; Hemiptera; Cicadellidae. The coding region runs from base 137 to 490 and encodes 117 amino acids. The record is from RefSeq and is a predicted model, not a curated record. The transcript has 3 exons.